GAAGGGCGUUUUCGAUGACGCACACCUCGGUGAAAUCGCCCAUCUCCAACGGCACCUUCAGCUUCGAUGGGCAGGUGAGGAGCGACGGCCACGUGUACCACACCGUGCACAAGGACUCAGGUUUAUACAAAGACUUGCUCCACAAAAUACACCUGGACAGGGCCACCGACGAGAGGCCCGCUCCCGAAAACACCUACAAACUGCUGCGCCGCAACAACAGCUACACGUGCUACACCGCCGCCAUCUGCGGCAUGCCCGUGCACUCCUCCUUCAAGGCGGCGGACACCUCGACGCCGGAGGACAGUGAGAAGUUGGUGGGAGACACCGUUGCCUACUCCAAGAAGCGUGUGCGCUACGACAGCUACUCCAGCUACUGCAACGCCGUGGCCGAGGCGGAGAUCGAGGCAGAGGAAGGUGGGGUGGAGAUGAAACUGGCCUCCGAAAUCGCGGAUCCCAACCGGCCCCCGGUUGAGCCGGUGGAAGAGGAUAAGGAAGAGAAAGACACGUCCCAGGUCCAUCUGCUUUUCCACUUCCUCCAGAUCUUAACAGCCUGUUUUGGAUCCUUUGCCCAUGGAGGUAAUGAUGUCAGUAUCUGCUGUGUCAAGGAUGCUGGAGCCCGUCCAGAGCUGGGAUUGACUGAGCUGGCCCGGGAGCCCUGUGACAGCGGCGUGCACAUGGGCUGG
Messenger RNA from Mesitornis unicolor (brown roatelo), 683 nucleotides. RefSeq names its product sodium-dependent phosphate transporter 2-like. The annotation marks the transcript as partial. The transcript is spliced from 2 exons. Lineage: Eukaryota; Metazoa; Chordata; Aves; Mesitornithiformes; Mesitornithidae. The record is from RefSeq and is a predicted model, not a curated record.